AUGAAUGCAGAUGCCCUCCACUGCAUUGUUGAAGUCUAUGGGCCGAACGCUGUUACCAAGCUGUACGAGCUCGUGGAGCAGGAGGCGGCCGAGGGAGCCUUCUACCAGGAGUCGUGGGAUCUUCGUGGCUUCUUACUUCUUACCUUCGCCUGGAAACGCCAGUACGAUGCUGGUGUCCGCAACUUGUUUGCUUUGAUCCAGUCGAUCCGACAAGCCCAAGAGAACCCGGGUGAAGAAGACGACGAGGAAUAUGAGGAAGAUGAAUGCGAGGAGGAGGAUCCCGUGCCCGAAGAGGCUGCUCCGGAAGAUGAUGAGGAAGACUAUGAUCAGUGGGAUGAAGACGAGGAGGAGGAGCACAAAGAGGAGGCUGAGGAAGCCGAGGAGGAAGGAGAGGAGCAAAAGGAGGAGGAGAUGGCUCCCCCUCCACCGAAGAAGCUGAAGAGGAUGAAAAGCAAAGCUCGCCUCCGCAAGGGUUUGUCGAAAGAGUCCUCCGACGGCCCAGCCACUCCCGCAUGCAAGCUUCCCAGGGCAUCGACUGAAGAAAGCUACCAGGAGGUCCCCACGGCAUCCAAGGAGGAAGAGCUGAAGCAGAUUAUGGACAAGAUCAAGACCUUGCAGAUGCUACUAGGCCGCAUCUUAUAG
Symbiodinium sp. CCMP2592 is the source of this 642-nucleotide messenger RNA. The record is from the annotation of a GenBank genome assembly. Lineage: Eukaryota; Dinophyceae; Suessiales; Symbiodiniaceae.